AUGGACGCCCUCCCUCUUGCCAGCGUCUGCCACGAUGUCCCUUUCAAUAACUAUGAUGCUGACUUGUGUGCGGAACUCCAAGACACAUGGAAUAAAACCAAGUUAUCCCAUAUCGACAGUCCCUCCGAGGUGUUCAACAUGUACUUCAAGAACUACACCUGUGAUCCAUUCACUCCUAGGUCUCAGCCUUGUGAGCUGGGCAACUCGGUCAGCUACGUGAUUGAUGUGAGAUCUGCCGAGGACGUCAGGGCAGGGAUCAACUUUGCUAAGGAGCACAACAUCCGGCUGGUCAUCAAAAAUACGGGCCAUGAUUACGCGGGCAAGUCGACGGGAAAAGGUGGGCUGUCCCUGUGGACACAUAACCUGAACUCCACCCAGUUUAUCCCCACGUACGAGUCCUCCUACUACAGCGGGCCAGCUAUCAAGCUCGGGGCCGGCGUUCAGGGGUUUGAGGCAUAUGCUGCGGCUAACGCGACGGGACACCGCAUCGUUGGCGGCGUCUGUCCGACGGUGGGGAUCGCAGGCGGGUUCAGCCUGGGCGGAGGCCACUCGAUCCUAUCUAACAACCACGGGAUGGGGUCAGAUAACGUGCUGGAGUGGGAAGUAGUCACCAUGGACGGGAGACACCUGGUGGCGAGCCCGGAGCAAAAUUCGGACCUGUACUGGGCCCUCAGUGGUAGUGGUCCGGGCGCCUUUGCCGUUGUGCUUUCCAUGACAGCCAGAUUACAUGUAGACGGCAUUAUUGGCGGGGCUACGUUGGCGUUCGAUGAUAGCAAGGUUGGAAACGACGAAUUCUGGGACGCAAUUGGGAGCUUUCACGAGCUUCUGCCUCCCUUUGUGGACGCUGGCAACUCCUUUCUCUACACUCUGACGAACCACGCCUUCUACUGCUUUGCAGCCACAAUGCCUGGUGCGGAUCUAGACCAGGCAAAUUCCCUAAUCAAGCCCUUUCUGGACGAUCUGGCGGAUCGCGGAAUCGACUACCAGUAUUCCCCCCGUGUGUCUCGCAACUUCCAGGAGCAUUUCUCUGCCCACCUGGGUGAUUCGCCGGAAGGCCUGGUCGAUUUUGCAACGUUUUCUGGAAGCCGUAUCAUCCCACGGCAGAUGGUCACAGACCAAACAAAGAACAGGGUCAUCACGGAACUUCUGCGCAACGCUUCCUUGGUGGAUGGAUACUCCCCGAUGCCCUGCGAGGCCCUCAAUGUCAAGUGGCAGUCGCAUCCUGACAACGCGGUGCACCCUGCCUGGCGUGACGCCCUUCUUUUCUGCGUCACUUCGGGACACUGGGAUCCUACCGCUAGUCCGGCUGAAAUGGCCAGGCGGCAGGAUUUCGCGGUGAAUGUCAUGCAGCCCAUGCUGGAUAGGGCCACGCCUGGCGGGGGAGUCUAUCUGAACGAGGCCAACUACAAGCAGCACAACUGGCAGGAGGAGAUGUACGGAAGCAACUAUCCGAGAUUGCUUCAAAUCAAAAACAAGUACGAUCCAGAGUCUCUCCUCUACGUCAAUGCCGGCGUGGGCAGUGAAUCUUGGUUUGAGGAUACAGAUGGGCGACUUUGUCGGGCUGAAGAAAAUCAGCCGAGCGUUUUGGACUUCUCUCAGUUCAUAUUAUAG
This is a messenger RNA of Aspergillus udagawae, 1611 nucleotides long. RefSeq names its product putative FAD-dependent isoamyl alcohol oxidase. The transcript is spliced from 3 exons. The record is from RefSeq and is a predicted model, not a curated record. Lineage: Eukaryota; Fungi; Ascomycota; Eurotiomycetes; Eurotiales; Aspergillaceae. Gene Ontology annotation, molecular function: FAD binding; oxidoreductase activity. Bases 1 to 1611 code for a protein of 536 amino acids.